UGUUGGUUUUAAAUUAACUGUUUUUUGACGUUCAAAAGGAGUUGGGUUCAUUGUAACUGAGCAUCGUGUCUAGUACCUUUUUCGACUUCUCUUUUAGUAUUGUUUGGUUUACGACAAUCAACACUUGUGUCGAUUUGAGCUAGUAGAGAGUUCACUCGCGUUGCUGCAGGUAUCCUCCUGACAACAAUUAAUGUUAAAAAUGUUUUACACUCGUUUCUAUGUAUUCGAAAUUGUGUUCAUAAUAUCUCUAGUCACUGUUGGAGCUAUAAGAGAUGAAGAAUCGAAUAAAAAAGGACAUUGUAAUUGUAACGUCAAUAAUGAGAUAAAUACUGUAGAAGGACAAUAUAAACCAACUUGGGAAAGUCUUGAAAGUAGACCUCUACCCUCAUGGUAUGAUAAGGCCAAAUUUGGAGUAUUUAUUCACUGGGGAGUAUACUCUGUACCAGCUUUUGGCGGAGAAUGGUUUUGGAUGAAUUGGAGAGGAAGAGGAGGUCAAUCAUAUGUUAACUUCAUGACUAAAAACUAUAAACCAGGUUUUACCUAUCAAGAUUUUGGUCCACAGUUUACAGCCGAAUUUUUUGAUCCUAUGCAAUGGGCUGAAAUUAUUAAAAAAUCUGGGGCAAAAUAUGUUGUAUUAACAUCUAAACAUCACGAAGGUUAUACAUUGUGGCCUUCAAAGAGAUCAUAUGGAUGGAAUUCUAUGGAUGUAGGACCUCAUCGAGAUUUGGUUGGGGAACUCAGCAGAGCUGUAAGAAGUUUAAACUCUACACGGUUUGGACUAUACCACUCAUUGUAUGAAUGGUUUAAUCCCUUGUGGAUGCAAGAUAAAAGUUCAAACCUAUCGACUCGUUACUUCGUAGAAACAAAGGUUCUUCCAGAACUCCACGAAAUAGUGAACGAAUACAAACCAGAGAUAAUCUGGUCCGAUGGCGAAUGGGAAGCUCCGGCGGAUUCAUAUUGGGAUGCUUUAAAUUUCCUAGCUUGGUUAUAUAAUGAAAGUCCAGUCAAGGAUACGGUUGUUGUUAAUGAUAGAUGGGGUGGCGAUACACUUUGCAAGCACGGUGGAUUCCUAACGUGUGCUGAUAGGUAUCAACCAGGCAAAGUAAUGACUAGAAAGUGGGAAAAUGCCAUGACAAUUGACAAAUAUUCAUGGGGAUACAGAAGAAACGCUCGUUCUCGUGACAUUUAUACAACUCAAGAAUUAAUCAUUGAACUCGUGGAGACAGUUAGUUUUGGAGGUAAUAUACUCGUCAACAUUGGACCUACUAGUGAUGGUGUGAUUCCAAUUGUUUUUGAAGAACGUUUAAUUGAAAUUGGUGAUUGGUUGUCAAUAAAUGGUAAAUCUAUUUUUGAAACUACGCCUUGGUCAGUAUGCCAAAAUGAUACAACGAACCCAAAUUUAUGGUUUACACAAGCAGAUAAAUUCACCAUUUACGCAAUCAUGACAAAAUGGCCAAAAGAUAAUUUGUUACUUUCAGAGUGCAUUGUAGAUAUUGGAAUGGAUAAUAUCUCAUCGAUUACUAUGUUGGAAACCCAAAAGAGCUUAAAUUUUAGUCAAACGACCCCAGGGAUAGUGAUCAGAUUGAAGGAUCACAGACAAAAACUUGCAAGUAAUCACGCAUGGCCGUUGAAAAUCGAAAUAAAGCAUUGAGUAGUUUUCGGAAAUUAAAUCCUUUCAUUUGUACUACCGAGUAAUACUUCAUACGAGACUAUCGUACCAAAUACCUGAAAUUAAUUUUUAUAUUUAUUGUAUUUUGGUACAAAAAUUGAAUUAAUCAAAAAUAUAAUUAAUUAAUAAUUUUUAAUUAA
Molecule: messenger RNA, 1809 nt
Organism: Daktulosphaira vitifoliae (grape phylloxera)
Lineage: Eukaryota; Metazoa; Arthropoda; Insecta; Hemiptera; Phylloxeridae
Gene: Fuca
Product: plasma alpha-L-fucosidase
Exons: 9
Coding region: 191-1651 (486 amino acids)
Biological process (GO): fucose metabolic process; glycoside catabolic process
Cellular component (GO): lysosome
Molecular function (GO): alpha-L-fucosidase activity
Source: RefSeq, a predicted model, not a curated record